GAAACCAUAAAGAUAAAAAAAAUGAAGAUGCACGAAAUCCACGUCGACCGAAUCGCAACCGCCAAGUGCCAAGCCACAACGCCACACGUCAGCCCCUAGAAACGGAUUGCCGCUGCCUGCUCCUUCACCAUCUCUCCAUUUCUCAACGACUCCGCCCGCAGGACCAGAAUUAGCUCUCAAACCAUCUAGCUCAUUUCUCUAUCUCAUCAGCACUGUCAUAUCCCGUGGAUCCGAGAAUCCAUCGCCAUGGCUAUUUGCAUCACGUUCGGAUCGCAUGAAUUCACUUCCAUGCUGGAAGGUUACGAGCAUGUUCGUGCUUACUGCUAUAACUGCCAACAUUGGAACGGCCAUUGCGUGACAAGAUGGCCAUGGUUCACUAUCUGCUUUAUUCCAGCAAUUCCGCUCGCAUUUCAUAAAUACAAGGUCCUUCCCCAUUUAUCUCCCCCUCUGGGCUCAAUCCUAACAGCUCAACAGGAAGUAACAUGCUACACAUGCCGCUUUACUCAGGACCUUCGCGAUCGUCCUGACAUCACGCCCGAGACGCGUCCGCCGCCGGGUGUACCGGCAGGGCCGGCGCCUCCGCCGCAGGCUUAUUAUCCGCCUCAGGGCGGUGCGCCGCCGCCUCAGGGGUACGGGUAUAAGUGAGGCUAGGGAUGGGGAGUAAUGAAGGAGGUUGGGAUUGUUAUGUUCUUAGGCGCUUGUUUUGUUUCGACUGAGCUGGGAUGUCGUUUUGUUUUUGUGCUACCGUGAUUGAUUGAAGAUACCUUUUACUUAGUUUAUCUUAUUAUUAUGCCUUGCCUGUGGCUGACUGCUGAGGUUGUUUGUUUGAAUUGAAUUAAUGAGGUUUAUUAUUGUUAUGUUAUUGAAGAACGGGAAGAGAGAGGUCACGUCAUUAAUAAGUAACGAACGG
Aspergillus steynii IBT 23096 is the source of this 910-nucleotide messenger RNA. RefSeq names its product rhodopsin family protein. The coding region runs from base 247 to 645 and encodes 132 amino acids. Lineage: Eukaryota; Fungi; Ascomycota; Eurotiomycetes; Eurotiales; Aspergillaceae. The transcript is spliced from 6 exons. The record is from RefSeq and is a predicted model, not a curated record.